AUGAAGUACCGUGGCGUUGUAUACGAUGUAGGCCUUCACUUCGCUGCAGACAGCCCGUCCGUCGAGCCAUUCGAUCCAAAACUCGUCGCCCACGAUCUCAAAGUCAUCGCUACCGACCUCACCGCCAACGCCGUACGCAUCGAAGGCGACUCUAUCCAACGCCUCGUAGCAGCCUCGCGUAUCGCCCACUCACUGGGUCUCGCAGUCUUCUUCAAUCCGUGGAAGAUGCACGCACCCGCCGACGAAGUGCGAGCAUAUCUCGCUGAAGCAGCCGAAGCCGCGGAAAACCUUCGUGGCGAAGGACUAGACAUCGUCUUUGUUUCGCAAUGCGAAUAUACCAUCUUCAACGAGGGUAUCUUUCUUGGCAAGGACCUGAUGGAGCGCGUCAAGUGGAUGAGCGAGCAAAUGAAGGAAACGCCCGAAGGUCCCAGCAUGCCGGAUUUGCUGCGUGAGGCUUGCUCGAAGCUCAACGAUAUCCUCAAGUCGUUUUUGCAAGUAAUCCGCCCCUUUUUUCACGGCCGGGUGACAUAUUCAGCAGGAAUGUGGGAAGUUGGGGAUUGGACGCUCUUUGAUAUUGUCGGCAUCGAUCACUAUCGCCAAGGCGAGAGCGAGAGCGAUUAUCUCAAAGGGUUGCAUAGGUACCGUUGCGAGAAGCCUAUUUCUGUCAUGGAGUUUGGCUGUUGCGCAUAUGAAGGCGCCGCCGCCCUCGGAGCUGGCGGUUUCAUGCUUCUUCGAGGCACCAACCCAGACGGUACCGGCAGCUUCGCCGGCGAUGUAGUGCCAAAGUAUUCAGAGACGGAGCAAGCUGAUUACGUCGAGGCAAUCAUCAAGAUAUUGGCCCGAGCUGAGGUGGACGCUAUGUUCGUUUAUGUCUUCUCAUUUCCGACGUAUCGUUCCGGAGAGGGUAUGCGAAACUUGGACAUGAUAUCCUUCUCGUUGGUCAAAACCUGGCCGGAAACGGAUGAGAGGUCCAAAGCGAUACCACUGUGGGCACCGAAAGAGGCUUUUCGAAGAGUGGCUACUGCCUACAAGCAGCUCGAAAGCUCAUAA
Molecule: messenger RNA, 1050 nt
Organism: Colletotrichum fioriniae
Lineage: Eukaryota; Fungi; Ascomycota; Sordariomycetes; Glomerellales; Glomerellaceae
Source: RefSeq, a predicted model, not a curated record